Molecule: messenger RNA, 2458 nt
Organism: Sycon ciliatum
Lineage: Eukaryota; Metazoa; Porifera; Calcarea; Leucosolenida; Sycettidae
Product: sushi, von Willebrand factor type A, EGF and pentraxin domain-containing protein 1-like
Exons: 13
Coding region: 191-2458 (755 amino acids)
Molecular function (GO): calcium ion binding
Source: RefSeq, a predicted model, not a curated record
CAAGUCAUUUUUGCCAACUUACCCCGUUUGGAACGGAAGUAUUUUUUAGCCUAUCUAUUCUUCUUUCGUCUUCCUUGUCUCGUUGUGUUACUGUACAUGUACGUGCACUACUGGUGUGCGUGCAGAGCUCUGGCGUCGUGUGUGAAGCAGUCGUUGGUGUAUCUUCGUGUAAGCGUCAACAUCGACUGGGAUGGUUUACACACGGCGAUGCCGCGAUGUGGACUUACAACGUGCUGGACCGUGGCUGAUUGUCUUGGCGGCUGUAUUGUGCCGUGCAGCAUGUGCGGAAAGCGAGACGCAAGCAGGAGAUGACUGCCUCACAGGAAACUAUACGUGUCCGGACAAUGCCAGUUGCACAAACGACAAUGGAACAUUUCUAUGCGUCUGUGACGAAGGAUUCACUGGCAACGGGACAGAAUGUGAAGGUAGCAGUGAAUGCUUGACAGGAACUUGUCCUGACAAUGCCAGCUGUACGAACGAGAAUGGAACAUUUCUGUGCGUCUGUGCUGAGGGAUUUACUGGCAAUGGGACAGAAUGCGAAGUGAUUACAUGCAGCACUGGACCCGACGAUGCCUCUGUCGCCGUGAUGGGCUCUCUGACAGUACGCUAUCCCGAGACGGUCCAGUACGCUUGCAAUCCUGGGUAUAGUUACGAGUCGGGGGAUCUUGUUCGCACGUGCCUGGAUACAGGACUACUCUCCGGCACAAGUCCAAUAUGUAUAGCUGUGCAGUGCGAAGACGUAUCCGGAGAGAAUCUUUUGGUCGAGGGAACUGAUCGGUCUUUCAUGUCACGCCUAAGACUUGGUUGUCGUCUUGGCUCGGUUUUGAACACAAACGAGAUCACGACGGAGAUUACAUGCAAUGCCAGUAGAGAAUGGAGCCCCGGGAUACCAGAGUGUAAUAUUGUGAAUUGCACUGACUUGGAUGACCCAGACAAUGGAUUCCUGAGUGAUAAUGUAUUCUCGAACGGAUCGGUUGUAGAAUUCGGCUGCAACGAAGGGUUCAAUUUUUCCACACCGUACAACAGCUUGGAGUGUCAAGUCUUGGAGCAGGAUCCUCUGGAGGGUGUUUGGUCUGCAAGAGAGCCAGAAUGUUUGAUCAUCAACUGUACAUUUCACACUGUAUCAAGUCUUGUACUGCCUUUGUUUGACACGACUGAUGGCCAAUUGCCAUACACAUCCUUCAUCAACUACACUUGUGUGGCUGGGUACGAAGUGUCCAACCCGGAGGAUGAGUAUCAGCAGUGCCAAGCUGAUGGUGUCUGGUCUAGUCAGCCACCAGUCUGUGAAGAUAUCAAUGAAUGUGUUGAAGGCACGCAUGUGUGUGACCCGAAUGCUAACUGCAACAACACAUUUGGUAGCUUUACCUGUGAAUGCCAUCCAUGCUUCAAAGGCUCUGGGGCUAUAGGAGACUGUCUGUUUGUGAGCUGCAGCUUGGAGAAUACUACUGUUCCCAGGAGCAACUUUUCGUUGCUGAUAUCUGCCGAGUCUCCACUACUAUUUGACAGCAGUUCGCUGAACUGCUCUUUUCAGAUCAGCUAUGACUGCCAUACUGGAUACAAUAUAACAUCUGGGAAUCUACGACGAGAAUGCCUGCCUGAUAGGACGUAUUCUGGAUUGAGACCCGUCUGUAACUUUGUGAACUGCACCUACCCUGGACCAGGAUGGUAUGCCACACAGAUAUCCAGUAACCUCACUGAUCCAGAUGAAACACUCAAUACAACAGAACGAGAUAAUUUCUUCUUUCCUCGGGACAUGGUCGGUCCUGAUAGAUUUCGCUACCUAUCCAUGGCGACAUUCGAGUGUCUCGAAGGCUAUGCUCAUCCGCGCAACCUGACAAACUCAAGCCGCUUGUGUCUGGCUAGUGGUAUGCUGGACGGUGAAAUACACCACUGCUUUCGACGGAAUUGCUCAAUUCUAAUGCCGCAGACCAACAGCAUACUAUACAAGCUCAACUUCACGAAUCCAGCAUACCCGCUGAGUGAGAUCCAACAACUGCAUGACGGAUUUGAGGAGGCAUACCGGACGAACUUCUCCUACACAAAUCGAUUCUUCUUUGACUGUAAUCAAGGAUAUCGUCUUGCACAGGGCGAAAGCAAUGUAACAGAGUGCUUAUCGAAUGAAAGCUGGUCACAUCCUGAACCUCCAUGUAGUCCCAUUCCUUGCUCACCUCUACCGACCGUGUAUUUUGCUGACAAAAUCUCAACACAGAUCGGCUCACUAAACGGUCUAUUUUAUGACAAUGAAGUUCAGUACACAUGUGAUGGAGGCUUCACCGGCAGUGGCACACUGAAAUGCACUGAUCCGGGUUAUGAGCACACUGUGAGACCAACAGAAGGAACAUGGAUAGCACUGGAGGAGAAUCCACCGUGGACACCACCUGAUGUCACCUGUCACCUCUCACACGCAGCUCACCAGAGUCAACCAGCCGGCAUGGAUACAUGUAGAGUAAGACCAUGA